AUGGAUGAACCAGGAAAUCCAUUGCCUACUGGAGACCAGAUGUAUGGCAUUCAAGUCAGACCAAACUUUUACAGGAAAUUCAGAUACAACCUCCGCAAGGUCGUUGGAGAUGCUAAGAGACAAUACUUGACUAAGUUAGAGACCCAAACUAACCACAUGGACACCCACCACCUGUUGCAAAGCCUACGUGACAUAACAGGAUACAAAAUGAAGCAGAACAGAAGAGUGGAUAAAAACACAUCCCUCCCUCACGCACUCAAUGCUUUUUAUGCCAGUGCCAGUGGAAUGGUGUCACCUGCCCCAAUAGUCCCAGAUGCACCUUUUCCCUCAGUCACCGCUGCAGUUUUGAAAAAGAUAGGAGGUGGGGGCUUUGGAGAAAUCUAUGAAGCCAUAGACUUUCUGACUCAGGAGAAUGUUGCUCUUAAAGUGGAGUCAGCCCAACAACCGAAGCAGGUUCUCAAAAUGGAAGUUGCUGUUUUGAAGAAACUACAAGGGAAGGAUCAUGUUUGUAGAUUCAUUGGCUGUGGAAGAAAUGACCGUUUCAAUUAUGUUGUUAUGCAGCUACAGGGUCGAAACCUUGCUGAUCUACGUCGCAGCCAGUCUCGAGGUACCUUUAGCAUCAGCACUACUUUGCGACUGGGAAAACAGAUCCUUGAAGCAGUAGAAAGUAUUCACACUGUGGGCUUCCUUCACAGAGACAUCAAACCUUCAAACUUUGCAAUGGGCCGCUUUCCUAGCACUUGUAGAAAGUGUUUUAUGCUGGACUUUGGUUUGGCACGACAAUUCACAAAUUCCUGUGGUGAUGUUAGACCUCCUCGAGUAGUAGCAGGGUUCAGAGGCACAGUGCGUUAUGCAUCAAUCAAUGCGCACAAAAACCGGGAAAUGGGCCGACACGAUGACCUUUGGUCCUUAUUUUACAUGUUGGUGGAGUUUGUGGUUGGGCAACUACCAUGGAGGAAGAUAAAGGACAAGGAACAAGUAGGUCUGAUAAAAGAAAAAUAUGAUCAUCGCCUUAUGUUGAAGCACCUUCCCCAAGAGUUUGCUUUAUUUCUGGAACACGUUCUUUGUUUGGAUUAUUUCACAAAACCAGAUUACCAGUUGUUGAUGUCUGUAUUUGAUAACAGCAUUAAAGCACAUGGGGUUGUUGACAGUGACCCCUUUGACUGGGAGAAAACUGGGACGGAUGGAUCUCUUACCAUGAUAACCACAUCCACCACUCCUCAGCUACAUACACGGCAGACACCUGCUGCUCUUGGAAUUGCUAAUGCUUCACUGGUACCAGGAGAUCUGAUGAAAGAAAAUACUGAUGAGGUACUGCAGGAUGAACAGCUCAGCGAUGGCGAGAAUAUUAUUCCAGGCAUUAUUAGCCCUGAAAGGAUGGUGGAAAUGCAAGAAGCCCAUAACCCUCGAGUUCCUUAUGUUGGGGAGAAGGAUGUUUGGGAAGAAAUGGACAUUAACAGGAACAAAAUGAAGAUGGCUGGCUGUAAGGGUGUUACAGAAGAAGAGAACAGCCAUGGUGCUGGAAAUGGGCCUCAAAAUGGGCCAAGUCUGGGGUCCCCGGUGAAGGUGCGGUCUGAGACUUUGCAACCAGAUCGUGAUGUCCCACUGUUAAGAAAGUUAAGAUCCAUACACAGCUUUGAGUUUGAAAAGCGUAUCACUUUGGAAUCAAAACCUCGCACUGAUAAAUUCUUGGAAGCCUGUUCCACUAAGGCUCAGGAAGACUUGGGCUUGCUUAAAGAUGUUGCUGCUACCCAGCCUUCGAAAGCCUCUGCUGCUGCUCGUACUGACAGAGUAUGGCACUUUGAUGAGGAGUACAUUCCUGACAGUUCGAAGCCUAUCUCUGUGGGAUCUCCUGAGCAUGGUGAUGCUGUCAUUAGCAAUGGAUUUGUAGCGGUUAACUUGAGCUCCUGCAGGCAGGAGGUUGACUCCAAGGAAUGGGUCAUUGUAGAUAAAGACCGCGACCUCCAGGAUUUCAGGACUGAUGGAGGUCUGGGCCAGAAGUUGACCAGUCCAUCUGGACGAACAGAUGAUGAGGAGCCAGAUGUUCUAGCAGAAGAUCCCCUUCAGGAGGAAAGAUUAAAGUUGGAAGCCAUUCUGAGUGAAAAGGUGGAACAUCCACGAUCUCCAGAAGCAGGAAGAGAACAGCUGAACACAACUCAUUUGCCACAUCCCAACACUCCAAGGAUGCAGAAUCCCCUCCGAUCCCUCAGUCCUGUAGUAUUCCUAUCCUCUGAUUCGGAUCCACUUCUCAGGAAGCAGUCAGAUUUGCACAGGAGCCAGUCAGCUGAGAGCAGUCAUUCACGCUCCCCUGGUCGCAGGCAGCUACCCUUCAUUCCAGGCCACACCAAGCUGCCUUCUAUCAUUCGCAUCACCAAAGCUCAGCUCCAACAGAUAACCGCACCCAAGUGUGCAGUCGCAACAACCCAUGCUGCCUCUGUGGUUAUACAGCAUGAUGAGCAUAGGGAGACUGACCAGCACAGAGUGGAACAUGCCACUGAUGAAGUACAAAAAUUCACAUCUCUGCAAGAGAAAUCCAUGCCAGAACUGGCACCACGUGACACAUUGUAUAAUGGCACUUCCCAAGCUGAACUUAUCCUGGAAUUAGACAAAGGAACAACACAAGAAAGAGAGACUAUUGUGACUGGCACAGUAGAAAACAGUAACCAAGGGGAUGAAAUUGCAAAAACUAGUGUCAAGUCUGACCACGAUAGAGAUGACUCCCUCAAUUCAGCUCAAGAAGUCAAUAAAUGUGAAGAAGAUCAAGUAAUUUCUGGAGAUGUAGCAAGUCAACCUGAUGAAGAACCGUGCCAUUCAGGUAAAAAUGAAUCCAUAGGUGAGCGACUUCACCCAGGUAAUGGACACAGCUCAGUAGCACAGCUAGAAACCUUGUCUUCUGUGUCAAAACAGGAAGGAAACAAAUUUCAUGGUCCUCACUUGACUGAUAUAACCCGGCCACUGACAUCCGCUGAAGUGGUCUCCUGUAGAGAAGAGGAUGCUUUACCUACUGUGGAGUAUACAAAGCAUGUAAUGGAUGGUUUGCAAGAAAAACUGCGUACUGUAGAUGAGAAUGGCUUUUGUAAGUACAUUGAAGAUGAAGUGGGUGAGUUACAGUCUUCGAACAUUUCAUAUGAAUGUGUAAAAGAAUUGUUUCACACUGUUGUUUCUGAGCGAGAAGACCAGGCAAAUAUUGUGGGAAAUGACAGGUCUGAUAAAGGAUACACUUCUGAGACAAUGCAGAGAAAGAUCCAGGAACAGAGCAAUCUUUCAGAACCAAGUGAAUUCAGAAAUGGAGAUCUGCUUCACAUCUUGACAGUCGGUGACAAUUCACUGCAUCCCAAGAAGGUUGAAGCCAAACCAUCCCCUCUCCGGCAAAGUCGCAUCCCAAUCCUUGCAUCAGAUGUAGAAGCAGGUGUGGAAUCAUCACUUCCUGUCUCAGCUAAAGAGAAACUGCUUCAAAAGAAAGCUCAUCAAGUAGACCUGACAAGGCAAUUAACUGAAAAGCGACAACAUACUCUCAGAACAUCCUUUCUGAGUGAUUUGACAUCCACUUCUGAGAGGUCCCUGGAGGAGAAAGUGUCUGUUCCGUCAAUGACUUUAUCUGAUGAUGGAACUCAUUCUGGACCUCCUCCAAUAAAAGCUGGGGUGGAACAACAAUUGGGCAAGCAGUUUGAUGAGGACUCUCUAAGUAGUCUUCAAUCACGGCGGAGCAAAAUCCCAAGACCGGUUUCAUUGACCAAUACUGAACAAAUCCCCACAUCAACCUCAUCCCAGUUUAUCCCAAGACCACCUCCUGGGAAACCACCAACCAGACCAAGUGUGGAGGUCCGGUUACGACGAUACAGAGUAGUUGGAAGUGGUAGCUCUGACUCUGACCUGCUAACGCACCUUGCUCAAAUCCUUCAAAAUGGAUCGCAAAAGACUAGGAGCUCUCCACAGUCCAAAAGUCCGCAGUCACCCCGUAGUCCCAAAACUCCUCCAAAGAGCCCAGUGAUCCCACGUCGAAGCCCAAGUGCUUCACCACGAAGCACAUCAUUGCCACGCACUGCCAGUUCAUCCCCUUCACGUGGACGCCCGUACACCGACCAGAGGAGCUCUUCACCACACUUUGCCAGGAGCCGCUCCCCUCCCAGUUACUCUGGAUCCUCACCCUCCCGAAGAAGUUUCCUGCAGGACCACGGCUGUGGUAAACAGGGCAAAAAUAGCUUGAAGGGACCUGGCAGUCCACAUCACUUGUGUCAAAGCAAAUCCACAAAAGGAAAAUGCUCGAGCAGAGAUGGCAAAGUGUCCAGUAAACUCAGCAGAUAGUAACAAUUUGUGCAAGUAUUUCUUUCCCCCUCUCCACCUCCUUGUUGCAUGUUGUUUAGUCUUUAUUAAAAGAAAAUCUGCUGUUGUCUCUCCUUUACUGGACAGUAGCUUACAUGCCAUUUUGGAUCCAAGUGUUGGACAGGUGCUGCUUUGUAUAAACGAGGAAAGUUAUCAGUGAAACUAAAAUUGAUUGAUAGCACAGUAAACUUUUGGCCAUAUGCUGUGCAAGAGUGCUGCUCGGUUUUAUUUUGGCUUCUGCUGCCUUGAGCUAUUUGAGUAGAAAGUACUAAUCUAAUACUUCCACCUUUUUCAGUGUAUACAGCGUCCUCCAAAAUCUUAUGACUUGACCUGUCCUCGUGCCAUUUUAGAUCUUGAGGGAAACCUCAGAAGUUUGAAAAUAGAAGAAAAGCUGCUGUAGCAUUUUUGAUCACCAAAAUUAAUAUAAUGUUUUUGCCAUCUUUUUACACGUCUGUCAACUGUGAUUUUUUUUUAAUGUAUAGUGUGUUUAGAUAUAAAUAAAACUAAUUUAAUUAACUAAUUGAUUCAGAGUUCAUAGGGAAUACUUGAACUCAAAAUAGUUGAAGGAUGGGAGCGCAUAUGUUUGUUGCAGAGAACUGACAACUGACACAGGUAGGUAAGUUUUCCUAGAUUUGUAUUGCCCUUUGGAAUCAGAAGGCAAAAUCUUGAAUUACCCCCUUUGAAAGGGUGUAGAAUGCUAGUACUUUGAAAACAGGCAUGAAAUGGGUGGGGAGUUGGAGGGGAAUCAAGAAGCCUUAAUUUUUUCUCUACUCUUUCCCUAAAGUUUAAUUUAAAUGAAAUUGUGACUUGGUCCAGUCCCAAUAAAAUACACUAUACCAAGAUUUCUCAAAGUGGGGAUUGGGACCCCAAAAGGGGCUGUGAGCUGAAAUAUUGAAAUCAUGAUCUCUGAGGCAGCAGAUAGAACUCUGACAGAGUUAGCACAGCUGUAUCCUGCUGUAACUGGUCCCCACUCUCACACAACAAUAUUCAAGCCUCAAAAUGGGGCAGACAAAAGGUUUGGGAAGCACUGCAAUAUAUAGCAGUCCAUAGCUGUGGACACCUUUUAGUAAUAAUAAGGAAACCUCUCCUUUAAAUGUUUACUAACUCUAAUCCUUGCAACCACUGUGAUAACAGACAUCAUCCAAAUAAUUAAUCACCAAAAGAAGAGAAAAAACAAUGAAUGAUUGAUUUUGGAGUGAUAGUUCCUAAAGAAAAUAAAGAUUUAUAUUGCUUUCUACACAUAUCAUAAUAUGUAAACUGCUACCAAUCAGCAUUUGAUUGCCAUGUGCCUGUCUAAAAAUAUUAAUGUAUUUUAUCUAUGUAUUAUUUUGCUGCCAAGGCAAGAAACUCCGAUUUAAGUAAGUGGGAGUUACCUACACAACACUCAUUUGUCACCUAAAGCCUGAUUAUUAAAUGGAAGUCACAUUAGCUAUCACUUCUUUGCAAGCUUUCCUUGUCUGGGUCAAUUAUUUAAUGUGUGUAAUAUUUUCCAACUGUAAUGUAACAUGCUGGGUAAUUUUUAACCUUUCAACAACUGUUUUGAAUGCUUAAAGAAAUUGAAGCCCUGUUUUAUGUUUUGUAUAUUAUUGUACUAUAGAUGCAACUGAAAACUGCAUGUCAUACAGUAUAUGUAUGUAUUUAUUGUUUUCCUAAGAUUAGACUUUAUUGGCUGCAGGGUGUAAGAUUGAUUUUGUGUGCCUGAAUGCUUUUUUUGCUUUACAUAUUCUUCCUGGCAUGCAAAACGUUAGUGUCAUGAUUGGGGAAACAUGCACUCCAAAAUUGAACCUUAGAAAUGAAAUUAUUCUGAACCAGUGUACUAAGCAAUGAGAAACAGUGUACUGUACAGAGGUUGUAAAUGUGAAAGAUGUCAGGAUUGGAAGUAGAACAAAUAGGAUUUUUUCUUUUUGUAACUGUACUGUAAAGGCGAUAAAGAAACACUUAAAAACAAUGUUAUCCAAGCUACUGUUUCUAUUGAUUGCCCAAUAGUCGUGGGACUCUGAAACAUCCAGCAUGCACUUUUUAAAGCUGCGUUUUUUAGGUUUUGCUCAAACAUCUGUGUUUAAAACAGUGAAUACCAGUUUCCUGUGCCUGCCCUACACCACAUUAGCUUUCUUCCCAAAGUAAAGAUUAAAAAAGUGUCACCGUAUUAUGUAAUAGUAUCACUGUUAUCAAAACUGGGAAUUUUAAGAAUCUAGUUUUAACAAAGUAGGGAGAAAUGGACUUGAUCAAAACAGGGGGGUUCUAGAGUGACAAUACAAGGAACUGUGGCAGCUUUAAGUUUGGAAAUACUUAUGCAAGGUCACAAAAUAGUGUCACCUCUGCUGAAUUCCAAUGGGUAGUGCACGUUUCGGAAAGUGAAUUACUGCAUUUUCAAACCUGUCAAUUGAAGUGACUCUAGAUUACUAAUGUUACUGCUCAUAUUACCUGAAUAUUAUUCUAGUCUCUGCUAAUAGUAUGAUAUGUAAAUUAGUAUCAAUGUAGUACAUUCAAAAAUGGGUCAGUAAAGCUUUAUGCAUGCAUUAAUUAAAAGUUAAUCUGAAGUCAUUUCAAACUUCUUAUUUUAUGUUAACAGGUGAGAAAGGGAAGGAGCAAUUAUCAAGUUGCUGACCUCUUCUAGCCUUGUGGGGCUCACUUACAAAUUGUGUACACUGAAAGACUUGAUUGGCCAUGACCCUAGUAAAUGGUUGCAUUGAAGGUGCUAAAGGGUUUUUGCAAAAGCUGCUUGCAGCACCAAGUUCCUUUUUAAAUUGUGAUUCCUUCAAUUCUAUUUGGAUUAUUGCUUAACUGCUCUUGGGAAUAUCUAUCAUAAUGUACAUUUUGUUUUAGAGAUGAGACUGAAAAGUGGGCUCCAUACACUUUGUCAUACCUCUUUCUCUAUAAGAGGUUGUAUCUUCAGAGAUUGUUCAAAUAUGAGCAGGGUGAUUGCAAGUUAUGAGCAGACGCACAUGUGAAAAGCUUAGCUAUGGUCAAAUAACCAUGCAAAUUUCUAAACUCCAAAGUUAAAGAAUAAUUUGUAAACUAUAAUAGUUCCACACGAUGGUUCUAUUUUGUUAUUUCUGGUUAAAUAGAACAAGAUUUCCCAUCCUAAAUUGCAUCUAAUAUGAAUUGUUGCCUUUGUAUAACUUGAAUGGGAAAUGAAGCUAUAACACCUUUUAUAUUUGCGAUUAUUCUGGGCAAGAGGUUGUUUUAUGGAGCCUACCUUAAAGUGAACGUAAAAAUUUACAAAAGCAGCAAUGAGUAUCAAAUGGUCUGGCACAUUUCAACAAUAGAGUACGUUGAACAAAAUGGCAUACAUUGUUUGAAGGUAGGGUGUACAUAAAGUUGUAAUUAUUUAAGUUCUUUGAUUUGUAUCAUAUCAAAGCCUUGUACAGUGUUUUAUGUUGUGUUCUAAAAUUAUUUUGUAUUUUAUUUUUAUAAACCAGUAAAAUAAAAUAUUCAUUAAGCAUGCCAACGUAUAAAUAUUUGUUGUCUUGUGUAUUCCAAUAAAAAAAACUAAUAAAAAUAGAAUGUCUUUUAUUUGA
This is a messenger RNA of Rhincodon typus (whale shark), 7844 nucleotides long. Its product is annotated as tau-tubulin kinase 2. The record is from RefSeq and is a predicted model, not a curated record. Gene Ontology annotation, cellular component: nucleus; cytoplasm; ciliary transition zone. The transcript has 15 exons. The coding region runs from base 1 to 4305 and encodes 1434 amino acids. NCBI's taxonomy places the organism in Eukaryota, Metazoa, Chordata, Chondrichthyes, Orectolobiformes, Rhincodontidae. Gene Ontology annotation, molecular function: protein serine/threonine kinase activity; ATP binding. Gene Ontology annotation, biological process: peptidyl-serine phosphorylation; cilium assembly; signal transduction.